AUGACCAACCCAGGCCUACCGAAUGACGACGAUGCAGUGAUGAUCGACUUGAAGCCAAUCUCGGCACCGGAAACCGGACCGAGCAGCAGCAGUAACACUAAUGGCCAGAAUCAAGGCUUGCUGGAUUUCGGCCCAGUCAAAGAACAAGGCUCUUCGAAGGGACUCACUCAGACUGCCAAGGUCACCAUUUCUCCUCAACGUCUGACGCCGCUGAAGAAAUCCUGGCCACAGAUCUACACACCACUAGUUGAAGAGCUAGGCUUGAUGGUACGAAUGAACGUGGGCUCGCGACGGGUGGAGUUGAAAAGCUCCAAGCACACUCUUUCGCCGGCCUCAUCGACGAUCACCAAGGCUGUCAACUUCCUCCAAUGUUUCAAUCUCGGAUUCGCCGUCGAAGAUGCCCUGGCUCUCCUCAGACUCGAAGAAAUAUACAUUGAAUCCUUCGAAAUCAAGGAUGUCAAAGCCUUGACCGGUGAUCAUCUUAGUCGUGCUAUUGGCCGCAUCGCCGGUAAAGACGGUCGUACUCGCUUCACCAUCGAAAAUGCCAGUCGGACAAGAAUCGUACUGGCGGACACCAAAAUCCACAUUCUGGGAUCCUUUGCUGCUAUUAGGAUCGCUCGGGACGCUGUCUGUGCCCUGAUCCUCGGCUCACCGCCUGGAAAAGUUUAUCACGGAUUACGGACUGUUGCUGCCCGACAACGCGAACGGUUUUAG
Messenger RNA from Puccinia triticina, 714 nucleotides. RefSeq lists its product as uncharacterized. The transcript has 4 exons. Gene Ontology annotation, cellular component: nucleolus. NCBI's taxonomy places the organism in Eukaryota, Fungi, Basidiomycota, Pucciniomycetes, Pucciniales, Pucciniaceae. Gene Ontology annotation, molecular function: RNA binding. The coding region runs from base 1 to 714 and encodes 237 amino acids. The record is from RefSeq and is a predicted model, not a curated record.